AUGGCUGUGUUCGUCGACUUAGACGACGACGACGUCGAUCCUCCCCCGCAACCCGGCCUCUUCAAGCCCAUCUGGAAUGGCACACUCAACGGCCACAACAAUGCGACGGCGCCGUCUGCCCUGGAGAAGGACAAGGACGAUCGCAAGGAGGCUCACGAGUUCGCCGUCAGAGAGAACCUAAACCAGAACUCGACGACGGAGGCUUUGGGAUGCUAUCCUAUCGUCAUGGCCAUCGCCGCAGACAUCGACCUCAACACGCUCGACAACCUGUCCCGCACCUGCCGCCAGGUCCGUGCCGGGCUGCUGCAGUACCGCAGCAUGCUGAUCAAGUCGACCCUGCACUGCUCCAACGAGGACCUGCCCGUCGACCCCGAGGAGACGCUGCGCUACAGGGCUAGGGCUGGCAAUUGGUUCUACAUGGAGGACACGACGCGGGCCGGCAGCUACAGCGGCAAGGCGGGCCAGUGUGCGCGGGACAAGGUGUCAGAGUGUCGGAGAUGCGGAACAGUCGUCUGCAGAACGAGAUGCAACGAGCGAUAUGCACGUGCCAGAGCGAAGGGGUCUGGCUCUGCCAACCCUGUGGAAGGGGCAUUCGUGGCCAUGAUGCAGAUUACCAGGGGGUUUGGAAAUGGCGAAAUCAGUACGGUGAAGUCCUCGGCGGACUAG
This is a messenger RNA of Phaeoacremonium minimum UCRPA7, 666 nucleotides long. RefSeq lists its product as hypothetical. The transcript is spliced from 4 exons. The coding region runs from base 1 to 666 and encodes 221 amino acids. NCBI's taxonomy places the organism in Eukaryota, Fungi, Ascomycota, Sordariomycetes, Togniniales, Togniniaceae. The record is from RefSeq and is a predicted model, not a curated record.